Vespula vulgaris is the source of this 1933-nucleotide messenger RNA. Its product is annotated as aromatic-L-amino-acid decarboxylase-like. The transcript has 13 exons. Gene Ontology annotation, biological process: amino acid metabolic process. Lineage: Eukaryota; Metazoa; Arthropoda; Insecta; Hymenoptera; Vespidae. The coding region runs from base 1 to 1854 and encodes 617 amino acids. Gene Ontology annotation, molecular function: carboxy-lyase activity; pyridoxal phosphate binding. The record is from RefSeq and is a predicted model, not a curated record.
AUGGAUAUUGAAGAAUUUCGAAUUCGUGGAAAAGAAAUGGUGGAAUAUAUAUGCGAAUUUAUGAGUAAUAUUCAUAAUCGAAGAGUAACACCAGAUGUUGGUCCUGGAUACUUGAGACCAUUAUUACCUUCUGAAGCACCCCAACAACCUGAAGCAUGGGAAGAUAUAAUGAAAGAUGUUGAAUCUAAAAUCAUGCCAGGAAUCACACACUGGCAACAUCCAAGAUUUCAUGCAUAUUUCCCAGCUGGAAAUUCUUUCCCAUCGAUUCUUGGUGAUAUGCUUUCUGAUGCGAUUGGAUGUAUCGGUUUUUCUUGGGCUGCCAGUCCAGCUUGCACAGAAUUAGAAACAAUAGUUUGUGAUUGGUUUGGUAAGGCCAUUGGUUUGCCAAAAGAUUUUCUAUGCUUUAAUGAGAAUAGCAAAGGUGGAGGUGUCAUACAGGGUUCUGCAUCGGAAUGUAUUUUGGUAUGCAUGUUAGCUGCAAGAGCUCAAGCUAUUGCUAGAUUAAAGGAAUCAUCAGCUCAUACACAUUUGGAUGAAACUGCACUAUUAGGAAAAUUAAUGGCUUACUGUAGUCGAGAAAGUCAUAGUUCUGUUGAAAAAGAUGCUAUGAUUUCCUUUGUUAAAUUAAGAAUCCUAGAACCUGAUGAAAAAAGUGUACUUCGUGGCGAAACAUUAAGACAGGCUAUCGAAGCUGACACAGCAGAAGGUUUUGUACCCUUUUUUGUUUCUACAACCCUUGGCACUACUGCUUGUUGUUCCUUUGAUAAUUUAAAGGAAAUUGGACCGAUCUGUAAAAAAUAUCCUGGAAUUUGGUUACAUGUAGAUGCAGCAUAUGCAGGGAAUGCUUUUAUCUGUCCAGAAUUAAAAUAUUUAAUGGCUGGCAUUGAAUAUGCAGAUUCAUUUAACACAAACACAAAUAAAUUCUUAUUAACAAACUUUGAUUGUUCUUGUCUUUGGGUAAAAGACAGAUUCAAAUUAACAAGUGCUUUAGUUGUUGAUCCACUUUAUCUUCAGCAUACACAUGCUGAUACUGCAAUAGAUUACAGACAUUGGAGUAUACCAUUAAGUAGACGAUUUCGUUCAUUAAAAUUAUGGUUUGUUAUGAGAAAUUAUGGAAUAUCAGGAUUACAAUCAUACAUUCGCAAUCAUUGCCAACUUGCAAAGAGAUUCGAAGCUUUGGUGAGGAAAGAUUCAAGAUUUGAAAUCUGCAAUGAUGUUGUGUUAGGUCUGGUGUGUUUCCGAGCAAAAGGUUCCGACAAACUUAAUCAAAAACUUCUAAGUACUAUUAAUGAUUCAGGAAAGAUUCACAUGGUACCAGCUCGUGUAAAUCAACGUUAUACGAUUCGUUUUGCUCUUGCUGCACCAAAUGCAUCUGCUCAUGAUGUUGAUAUAGCUUGGUCCAUUAUAACAGACUACUUGGCAGAGUUACUAGAAUCUAAGGACGUGAUGGACGAAUUAGCUGAUAUUCGUGAGAAGAAAAGGAAAGCUACAUUGGAACAAAGACGAUCUUUUUUCGUUCGUAUGGUAUCCGAUCCUGCUAUACAACCUGGCUUCACCAAAACACCAAACAGAACUGGACCAAAGCUUGAUACUCAAACAACGAUUGGCGGUAUUGGAACGAACUCAAACACUGGAACACAUUCAUGGAUAUCUUGGCCAUUAGCAUACUUGAUGAAUUCAAGAGAUGGAACUGAUACAAAUGAAUUAUCAUUAAGAUUUCGACAUUUGGAUACAAUGGUAAGAUUAAAAACAAGUGGUGCUGGAAGUAGACGUGGUAGUAGUAAUGGAUGUAGUCCAGAACCAUCACCAACAGCUUCACCAUCUCGUGGAAGAUCACCAAAUGGUAGAACGUAAUAAUUAGAAGUAUAAUGAUUAGAAAAUCCUGUAAAAAUAAUCUCUUUUAAGACUCUCUGUAUUUCGAAAUAUAAAUAAU